AAGUUAACUUUUCCUCCGGGUCCAGUCGUGCGGUGGUCAUGGCUUCGCAGCGGACUCUCCGGGCCGCGCUGCUCCUGGCGGGGCUGCUCGUGGCUCCCCUGUGGCCGCCCUGCGCCGCCACUUGCCCGGAGAAAAAGCUGGAGGACCGGGAGGAGGAAGCCAACGUUGUCCUGACUGGAACCGUGGACGAAAUCUUCAACGUGGACCCGGUGCACAACUCCUAUUCAUGCAAGGUCAGAGUGUGGCGUUACCUGAAAGGGAAGUCCGCCAUCAGCCGUGAGAUCCUCCUGGAUGGAGGCAACAAACUGACGAUCGGCGGGUUCGGGAAUCCUCGCAUCUGUGACAACCAAGUGGCCACAGGCGACACUCGCAUAUUUUUUCUCAACCUCGCCCCGGAGUCCGUGGGGCCGGACCACAAGAAUGAACUGAUGCUCAACUCAAGCCUGAUGAGGAUUACUCUUCGCAACCUGGAGGAAGUGGAGAACUGCGUUCAAACUCACAAAUACAUUGUUGCAGACAAACCACCGCUCUUCACUCCGCAUCCACCCCAGCCUCUUGAUGGCUGCAGAGGAAUGCUGUGUGGCUUUGGGGCGGUGUGCGUGCGGGACCCCAACGACCCAGCCAAGGCCAAGUGUGAUUGCUCGAAUUUCAAAUGUCCGUCCAUGGUGGCUCCUGUUUGCGGCUCUGACUCCUCCACCUACUUCAACGAGUGUGAGCUGGAGAAGGCUCAGUGCGAUGCACAGCGAAGGAUCAAGGUGCAGCGCAGGGGACCCUGCACUCUGAAAGACCCCUGCACGGAGGUGACCUGCAGCUACGGCAGCACCUGCGUCCAGUCGUCGGACGGCCUGUCGGCUAAAUGCGUGUGCCCCCUGAGCUGCGACGGCAAGGCCGGCGAGACGGUGUGCGGCAGCGACGGCAAGGACUACGCCAACCGGUGCGAGCUCCACCACCACGCGUGCAAGAACCAGAAGAACAUACGAGUGCAAUACAACGGAGCCUGCGAUGAAGCGUGCACCAACUGCUCCUUCGGGGCGAUCUGCGACGCCCAGAGCAGACAGUGCGUGUGCCCGUCGGAGUGCGUCGACUCGCACCAGCCCGUGUGCGGCAGCGACGGCACCACCUACGACAGCGAGUGCGAGCUAAAUGUGCGGUCCUGCAGAGAGCAGCGGGAGCUGCGGGUGGUCAGCCAGGGAGAGUGCAAGACGUGCGGCGACACCGUCUGCGGCUGGGGUGCCCGGUGUGUGGAGAAAGAGUGCGAGUGCCCGCAGUGCACGGGCGAGGCCGGCUCCCCGGUGUGCGGCGCUGACGGCAUCACCUACGACAGCGAGUGCGAGCUGCUCAGGGCCUCCUGCACGCAGAGGAGGAAAAUUGACGUGGCGAAGCCCGGCAGCUGCGAGGAAGAAUGUGGCUCUGGGGCGUCUGGCUCCGGCCUGGAGAGCUGCGAACAGGAACGCUGCACCACGCAUGGCGGCCUGUGGGACGAGGACGCAGAGGAUGAACGCUGCAUCUGCAGCUUUGACUGCGACAGUGUGCCACAAAACCAGGUCUGCGGCUCGGAUGGGAAAACGUACCCGAACGAGUGCGAGCUAAAGAGUGCCAGAUGUUCGGAAAAGAGACACUUGUUGAUCCAGAGUCAGGGAGCCUGUGCAGCCACCUCGGAGGAUCAAGCUACGGCGCCGACUGAGCUGACGGCACCCCAGCACUGCAGCCUGUCUCCGUACGGCUGCUGCUCCGACAACGUCACCGCCGCUUUAGGAGUCGAACAGGCCGGAUGUCCCAGUACCUGUCAGUGUAACGUCCACGGCUCCUACAAGGGCACGUGCGACCCGACCACCGGGCAGUGCUCCUGUAAGCCGGGCGUCGGCGGACCCAAGUGCGACCGCUGCGAGCCGGGCUACUGGAACUUCCGCGCCAUCGUCACAGAGGGCAUGAGCGGCUGCACGCCGUGCAGCUGCGAUCCCACGGGCUCGGUCCGGGAUGAUUGCGAGCAGAUGUCGGGCCUGUGCUCCUGCAAGGCGGGCGCGAAGGGCUUGAAGUGCAACAUGUGCCCAGACGGGAGCAAGAUGGGCAUGAAUGGCUGCGACAACGGACCCGACGCCCCAAAAUCAUGCGAGGAGCUGGUGUGCAGCUUUGGCGCAACUUGCAUCGAGGAAAGCGGCCAAGCCCACUGUCAGUGCCCGCCGCCUGACUGCGACUUAAGAAACAAAACAAAGGUGUGCGGCUCAGAUGGGGUGACCUACGCUGACCAGUGCCAGCUGAGGACCAUAGCCUGCAGGCAGGACAAGGACGUUACGGUGCAACACUUUGGACAGUGCACAGAAACCAUCUCUGAAACGGCAGAGCGACCCACCCCCAACCCUCCCGCCACCACCACCACCACCACCACCGCCACCACCACCACCCCCGCCCCCUUUAACACCAACAUGGUGCACGGCAUCCCGCCUCCGAUGACGGACCGGUCGGAGUCCAUCGAGCAGCCCCCUCUCGCCACGCGCAGCGGCCCCGUCCCCGCCACGCUCGCCCCCGUCCCGCCCGAGGGCUCGGGCAGCGGCGAUCCCAGCGGCGACGAGGAAGACGAGGAGAAGGACGGGCGGGACGACGAUAUCGGUAGCGGCGUCCAGUCAGAGGCCAGCGGGGCAAACGAGACCGGCGGUGCCCCGUUGGCGAGCGCUGCUGCUCCCACUCCUGAGGAGAGGUCCUCCUGUGACAACACAGAGUUCGGCUGCUGUCCCGAUGGCAAGACCCCGUCCAGCACCCCAGAGGGCACCAACUGCCCCCCCUUCUAUGCCACAGCCAGCUUUUGGGAUGAGUCUGGAUCUGCCACCAUGAAGUUCUCGGGCUUCCUGCACCUCGACCAGGUGGACGGCCAGGAGAUUUUCUACACCCCAGAGAUGGAGGACCCAAAGUCCGAGCUGUUUGGAGAGACGGCCCGCAGCAUCGAGAGCGCGCUCAAUGAGAUGUUCAGGCAGUCACAGGUGCACGACGACUUCAUGGGAGUCCGGGUCCGUCAACUGGCGCCGAGCGGCUCCAUCCUGGCCUUCGUGGAGGCCCAUUUCAGACCAGACACCAGAUAUAAGGUGGAGGACAUCGAGGGAGCGCUGCUGAAACAGCUAAAGGCUUCCAAAGACACCAGCAUCUCUGUGAAGAAGCCCACGGCGGAGAAUAUUCGCCUCACUAAUUAUGGUCUGUCCACCAUCCCGUUGUUCACCACUACCACCACCACCGCCGCCGCCGCCGUCACCACCGCCGUCCCCGUCACCACCCCCAGGCCCCGGGCCACCUCCCCCUACGUCACACGUCGCCCACCAGGGUUCACCCGCAGGCCCGCCGGCAGCAGACGCACCACCACCACGGCUGCGCCGCUCCCGAAGACGCUCCGUACCACCGCCGCCACGCCCAUCAUCAGCACCACCUCCCAGCCGCCCGCCACGACCCGGAGGGGGUCUCAGCACAAGACCCUAAAACCCUGCGACUCCCACCCGUGCCUCCACGGGGGGACCUGCGAGGACGACGGCAACGACUUCAGCUGCAAGUGCCUCGCUGGGCGAGGGGGGGCGGUGUGUGAGAAAGUGAUCAAGUACUUCAUCCCAUCAUUUGGAGGCCAGUCCUACUUGGCCUUCCAGACGAUGAGCGCGUACCACACGGUCCGGAUCGCCAUGGAGUUCAGGGCGUCCGAGAUGAACGGCCUGCUGCUCUACAACGGCCAGAUGAACAAGAAGGACUUCAUCUCCCUGGCUCUGGUCAACGGCAGGGUGGAGCUCAAGUUCAACACUGGAUCGGGAACCGGCACGGUGGUCAGCAAGGUUCAGAUCAGCCAGGGCCGCUGGCAUCAGCUGGUGGUGACGCGCAGCCGGAGAAACGCCAUGCUCAGCGUGGACGCCGAGCCGCACGUCCAGGGCGAGAGUCCCCCGGGCACGGACGGCCUCAACCUCGACACCCCGCUGUUCAUCGGAGGGGUGGCGGACGACCUCAAGCAAGACGUUCGGGAGCGGACCGGGGUCACCUCGGGUCUGGUGGGCUGCAUCCGCAUGCUGGACGUCAACAACCGAAUGCUCAACAUUCAGGAGAGAAGCACCGACAGUCAGUUUGGCGUGGGAGUGGGCGAAUGCGGCAACAACCCCUGCCACCCGAACCCCUGCAGGAACGGCGCCGAGUGCCAGGUCAAAGAGGCCGAGAUGUUCCACUGCAAGUGUGGCAGCGGAUUCUGGGGUCCAACAUGCGCUGACGUCCAUGACCCAUGCGAGCACAGCAAGUGCCACAGGAGCUCCCCGUGCAAGGCGCUCCCCGAAGGAGGCUAUAAAUGCGAGUGUCCCAUGGGGCGUGAAGGAAAGCACUGCGAGAGAGUGACUGAGAGGAGAGGGGCUUACAUGCCUCUGUUCAGCGGAGACUCGUACCUGGAGCUGAAGGGGCUUGAUAAAUACGGGCCCGAUCCAGGUCAAAAGUUCAGCAUGACGGUGGUUCUCAUGGCCAACAACUCCAACGGUCUGAUCUUCUACAACGGACAAAAGUCGGACGGGAAGGGCGACUUCAUCUCUCUGUCCCUGAACGACGGGUUCCUGGAGUUCCGCUACGAUCUGGGAAAGGGACCGGCUAUUAUCAGGAGUAAGAACCCAAUGAAGCUGAAGAUAUGGAACACCAUUGACCUGGAGCGCUCCUUCCGUAAAGGAGAGAUCAUGGUGAACAAGAAGGACGCAGUUCGGGGAGAAUCACCAAAAUCACGCAAGAGCGAGCACACGGCUCUCAACCUGAAAGAGUCGCUCUUCGUCGGCGGAGCUCCCGAUUACAGCAAACUGGCAAGAGCGGCCGCGCUCACGGAGGGAUUCAAGGGGACGAUCCAGAAGAUCAUGCUGAUGAGCACCCCCAUCCUCAGGGAGGAGAACGUCCUGAACUCCAGCAACAUAGCCAUGUUCCGUGGCCACCCGUGCUUCAGAGAGCCCUGCCAGAACGGCGGCCGCUGCACGCCUCAGCUGGACGUCUACGAGUGCUCCUGCCCUCCUGGUUUCUCAGGGGACAACUGUCAGACCACCAUCCACGAAAAGUCCGCCGGAGAGACCGAGGCCAUCGCCUUCGACGGACGCACGUUCAUCGAGUAUCACAACGCCGUCACAAGGAGCCAACUGACCAAUGAGAUCCCAGAUCCCGAGUCUCUGGAGAACCCAUCUGACCAGAGUGAAAAGGCUCUGCUGGUGAACAAAUUCGAGCUGAGCAUCCGGACCGAGGCCACCCAGGGCCUGCUGCUCUGGAGCGGGAAGGGCGUGGAGCGUUCCGACUACAUCGCGCUGGCCAUCGUGAACGGCCACGUCCAGAUGACCUACGACCUGGGCUCUAAGCCCGUCGUGCUGCGCUCCUCCGUGCGCGUCGACACCAACCGCUGGAUACGCAUCAAAGCCAGCAGGGCGCUUCGAGACGGCUCUCUACAGGUGGGCAACGAGGCAGCGGUGACAGGGUCGUCUCCCUUACGAGCCACGCAGCUGGACACGGAUGGGGCCCUCUGGUUAGGUGGUCUGGAGGAGCUGGCCGUGGCCCGUCGGUUGCCCAAGGCCUACAGCACCGGCUUCGUCGGCUGCAUCAAGGACGUGGUGGUGGACGGCAUGGAGGUCCACCUGGUGGAGGACGCCUUAAACAGCCCUAAAAUAUUACACUGUUCCGCUGCCAAAUAGCCAGGAAGAAAGAAAGCACUGCGCGAACGGAGAAAAAAAAAAACAAAAAACAAAACAAGAAACCCUCCCACCUGCUCCCUCCAUAACGCCCAUGUCUCCUGCUGUAAUUAUUUUCUAUUUUUGUAUACUUUUCAUUGCUUUUUAUAUGGGGAAAUAAUAUGUUUUACAUUUUUGUUUGAAUUUUUUUUUUUUUUUUUUUGCCAUUUUCUUCCUGCAUCAACACUUCCACUCCACAGUUUAUAGUCUUUCAGUUUUAUUUUCCUCUUAAAAAAAAAAAAUAAAAAAUCAGGCGUAUUUGUGGGAAAAGCUAUUUUCUUUCUAUUGAUUUCGUUGUCCCCUUAACAAAAACAUCACCUUUUCUUUUUAUUUGUCGCUCAUUACUUGAACCCCUGUGGACCUCGGUUCUAAUCUCUGGUUAUUGCCUUGUCUUGGUGCCAUAUCAGCCAACCACACCCCCCCCCCCCCCCCCAAGCAUGGCCCGUACAUACAUGUAGGGACGUACAUUCCCCGUUCGGGGGCCGGGGCACCGCGUGUGCUGCGUCCAGCAGCCGUAGACUUCACCCCCCCCCCCCCCGUACCUCGGUGUUAUUCAGUCCGCUAUAUUUUCCUAAUGAAAUAUCAAAUAAGCUGCUACAGUGAGUAAGUGCACUGUCAAGCCACUCGAUCAACUCCCAUCUCACAGCUUCAGAGAAAGAUAGUUAAAAACACUCUCCAGUCGACCCCCAUCAGAGCCUUUAGUUUUGAAAUAUGACUAACACCGCAGCGCCGACGUGACGGAGAGAGCUGUGCGCCCCACAAUGGCUCCCAUAUCAUUAAUCAUGAAUCAUAGAUAACCAUAAAUGUUAUAAAUAUAGACUAUAUAUAAAUAAUACCUAAGACUGUGAAUAUGUAAGAUGGGUUCUCUUCUGAGACUUGUGCUUUUUCAUGUACUGUUGUGCGUUCUGUUCUACAAUCAGCAGAUGAACUAAUGUUGACCACUAUAAAUGCAUGCACUUCUGCAGUGUUGGUUCGAAUCUGGGCUUUUGUUUGUUUAUUUACAUCCUGUUUAGGAGGGGGGAAAAAAGAGGAUAAUCUAAUUUGAGAAAAAUGUUUUUUAUUAUUAUUAUUAUUACUAUUAUUAUUCAUUGAUGUGAUUGCAGAAAGUACAGGAUUGGGAACUAUGCUUUAAGUUUUAAGCAUUUUUGGUUUUGGUCUUUGGUGUUCUGUUUUUUUUUUUUUUUCUUUUUUUUUUUUUCCUUGGGAGCAGUUAGUUUUGCAGGAAAUCGUACGAGUUGUUACCGUAUCUGACCUUAAGGAGGCGCUGAAAGCAAAGGCUGAAGAAAAAAAAGAGAGCCGCAGACAGACAAAGAGAAGGAAGCAAGAGGAGCGCUUAUCAUGCGGAGAGCCACAACUCCUGGGAAUGUCCUGCAAAACAAUAAUCAGCUGUCAUCACUAAAGACACACACACAGACACACACACACACACACAACAGCAACAACGACAAAAAUCCCCUUAACUCUGCCGGGGACUUAAUUCCUUUCUCUUUUUUUUUAUUCCAAGAACAUUCCUGGAGGAACACAUUUAGCUUGGGCUGUUUGAAUGAGAAUGAGAGGGUGGAGGGCCGAAGGAGAUGCUGGCACGUUCUCAAGCCAUAGCAGCCGCAAAAAAAAAAAAAAAAAAACUGACAAGAAGAUCCACAAUCCUGUAGAACUUUUCAAGUUAACAUAGCAAAGCGUGGACUGUUGCAACGUGGAGCCGAGCGCAAUAAACUGAGCUGACUGACUUAAAGACACUUGUUUUGAUAUGAGAACCUUGGCAAUAUUCUAAGACAAAAAAAUCAUGCCUGUUCGUGAAAGAGUAUCAAAUGGUCUUGUACUGUUUUUUUUUUUUCUUUUUCCUUUCUUCUCACUUAUGUUUCCCUCCUUUAAAUCAUCAGGCGACCUGUUUUUGUACAGCCCCCCCCCGCGGUUUUAAAGUGUAAAUUUAGCUUAAGUGUGAUCUGUGGAGGUUUCUGUUUUUAGUAAUAUACACUGGAGCGAUGUCUGACUUUGUCUGUUCUCCCAUCAAAUGACAUACUUCUUCUGUAUAAGGGACAGGUGUCACCCUAAAGCUAUAACUGUGUUGUUUGUAUCCGAGCUCUGGGAAAGCCCUUUCUGGUGUCCCAAUGUUCAGUUUAUUUUAACAAGCUGUUCUUUGAAUUUGACCCAAAUGGGUUGGAAUUGGAUGGACUGGAGGAAGGGGGGAAAAAAAGAGAGAGAGAGAUAGAGCGAGACCGAGGCAGUGGCAGCAACCCCGUGUGGCUUUGGUGGAAACUGAAUUGCCUUAAAAACCUGCCACCUUAGCUCUGAGCAGGUCAUAAAGACAUCACCCAUGUUCCUUUUUCCUUACUCUAGCCAGUGUAUUAGCCUCAUCCCAAUAAUGUAAGUGAGUAAUACAUGAUGAUAACAAUAUUAGUAAUAAUCCCCAAACAUAAAAAGAUCCCAGAGGGUUUCAGCAAAUGUUUCUUUUUUUUUUUGUUUUUUAAAUCUAUUUACUGUUUUUGGAUCUGUUUUCUGUUCCUUAUUUAUGUCUCCAUGUUGAUUAUCCUCCAUGUCUGACGUCUGUAAACUACUGUCUGACUGUGCAGACCUCGUCAACGGGCAGUGCACCGAGUAAGAGCGGCAUGACCUGAACAUUACUAACUUUAUGACCUUUGUCUUGUGUUCCUACCACCAUGAAAUAAAAACGUCAACCAGA
This is a messenger RNA of Fundulus heteroclitus (mummichog), 8376 nucleotides long. It is a transcript of the gene agrn, whose product is annotated as agrin. Gene Ontology annotation, biological process: receptor clustering; cell differentiation; multicellular organism development. The record is from RefSeq and is a predicted model, not a curated record. Gene Ontology annotation, molecular function: calcium ion binding; laminin binding. Lineage: Eukaryota; Metazoa; Chordata; Actinopteri; Cyprinodontiformes; Fundulidae.